Messenger RNA from Nannospalax galili (Upper Galilee mountains blind mole rat), 467 nucleotides. RefSeq names its product S100 calcium binding protein P (gene S100p). Gene Ontology annotation, molecular function: transition metal ion binding. NCBI's taxonomy places the organism in Eukaryota, Metazoa, Chordata, Mammalia, Rodentia, Spalacidae. The transcript has 2 exons. Gene Ontology annotation, cellular component: extracellular exosome; cytoplasm. Gene Ontology annotation, biological process: endothelial cell migration. The record is from RefSeq and is a predicted model, not a curated record. Bases 36 to 323 code for a protein of 95 amino acids.
CAUCCCUGGGAGGAAAGCAAGCCCAUACCAGCGCCAUGACAGAGCUGGAGAAAGCGGUUUUACUCAUUCUCAACGUCUUCAACAGGUAUGCGGUCAGUGAGGGCAGUAAGCAGAAGCUGAGCAAGGGGGAGCUGAAGAAGCUGAUUGAGAUGGAGCUCCCCAGCCUCCUGAAGAAUGAAGAGGACGCAAAGGGUGCUGACAAACUGCUCAAGGAACUGGAGGGCAAUAGAAAUGCCUGGGUGGACUUCAGCGAGUUCAUCGUAUUUGUGGCUGCCCUCGCAUCUGCCUGUCACCAUCACUUCCUGACGGAGGAGGACAAAUGACGCCCGGAGGACAGAUUCCUGACAGAGACCCCAGCAGGGCCUGGCAGCAGAUCCUGGCUUCCGGAAAGCCCUUGGUGGCGGUUCUCUCCUUGGGCCGAGUUCCCUGGUGUCCCCCUGACUAAUAAAUGCUUGUGAUGCGGCUGA